Zonotrichia leucophrys gambelii is the source of this 477-nucleotide messenger RNA. Its product is annotated as C-C motif chemokine 7-like. Lineage: Eukaryota; Metazoa; Chordata; Aves; Passeriformes; Passerellidae. The coding region runs from base 65 to 352 and encodes 95 amino acids. Gene Ontology annotation, molecular function: chemokine activity. The record is from RefSeq and is a predicted model, not a curated record. Gene Ontology annotation, cellular component: extracellular region. Gene Ontology annotation, biological process: immune response. The transcript has 3 exons.
AGAAAGCUCCUGGCGGGCUGAGCAGAACCAGAGCUGCUGGUGCUGACAGAACCUCGGGGUGGACAUGAGGAUCUCCCUGGCCCUGCUCGUCCUGCUGCUGGCAGCUGCCUGGACUGGAAGCCAGGGCAUGUCCUUCCGCAGCCUCAGAGCCAAGUGCUGCUCCAAGGAAAUGUUCUACCACCGGAAAAUCCCAGAGUCCAGGAUCUUGGGCUACCUGGAAACAGCCUCCACCUGCACCCACAGGGCUGUCUUUGUGAAGCUGCUGAAAGGGAUGGUGUGUGUGGACCCAGACAAGAAAUGGUUCCAGGAGUACCUGAGGAAGCAGAAGAAUCCAAACAGCACCUCCACGUGAAGCUGCCUUCCCCAAACCUCUAUUUAAUUGUACCCCAUAGUUCUCUGUGUGUGUGUUUUUGUGUCAUUAAUUUACAGAGCUGGCUCUGUCCCCUUCCCCUGAACUCAAUAAACCCUCUUGUAAAU